Struthio camelus australis is the source of this 6379-nucleotide messenger RNA. The record is from RefSeq and is a predicted model, not a curated record. NCBI's taxonomy places the organism in Eukaryota, Metazoa, Chordata, Aves, Struthioniformes, Struthionidae.
GCAACAGAACUGCUGUUCUCUUGGAGGUGAUAGGUUUUGGAUGACUUGAUCAGUGUUGGUACAAAGGCAGCACAGUGGUGUCCCCUGAGAAAAGGAUUAUAAAUAUUAACCUAAGAUAGACAUGACGUAAGUUCCUUUCCUUCAUCUUAGGUCCCUAUAGACAAUGCAUUUCAUAAGUUUAAAGCUGAGGAGCAGAGGAAGCAAUGAUGUUCAUUUGCAACAAGUGAAGCUGAAGCUAUUUGUAAGUGCUUCAGUAAGCUGAACUGACUGAGCUUUCAUGAGUGUCCAGACAGAGCUGUCUCAUUCCUGUGGAGUCUGCCUGGGAUGGUGCAGAGCUGAUCGGGGAGAUUACAGGCACUGCGGACCAGGGGGAUCACCACAAGGUGCAGUCACAGGUACUAAACCAAAGAUGUCCUGGACAAGAAAGAUUCUGCUGAUCCUGGGAUUUCUCUCUACUUUGGCUGCAAUUGCUUUAAUUGCUGUAGCAGUGACCCAAAACAAGCCACUUCCGAAGAAUAUUAAGUAUGGGAUUGUGCUGGAUGCGGGUUCAUCUCACACUAACCUGUAUGUGUAUGACUGGCCAGCAGAGAAGGAGAAUGACACUGGAGUGGUCCAGCAGGUGGAGGUGUGUAAAGUCGAAGGCCCUGGGAUCUCAGGUUACUCCCAUGCCACAGAGAAGGCAGGCCCCUCUCUGAUGCAGUGCUUACGGAGAGCUGAGGAGGUGAUUCCCUCAAACCAGCACCCAGAGACACCUGUCUACCUCGGCGCAACCGCUGGCAUGCGGCUUCUCAGCUUGGAGAAUAGAAGUGCAGCUGACAAAGUCUUAUCCUCAGUAGAGAAGACACUACGUUCAGCUCCCUUCAACUUCCAGGGUGCCAGAAUCAUCAGUGGUCAGGAAGAAGGAGCCUAUGGAUGGAUCACUAUUAACUACCUGCUGGGCAGUUUCAAGCAGUCUGGAUGGACAAAACUUCUACAUGCCCUGAAAUCUGUAAGUGACACAUCGGGAGCACUGGACCUUGGAGGAGCUUCAACUCAGAUUACCUUUGUACCAGAUAAAAUUCCUUACGAGUCCCCAGAGAGCUGGCUGCGUUUCCGUCUCUAUGGCAAGGACUACAAAGUGUACACACACAGCUUCCUUUGCUAUGGGAAAGACCAGGCUCUGCAGCAGAAACUGGCUGGGGACCUUCAGACCACUGAGAAUGGCAGCCUCCUCGAUCCAUGCUUUCACCAGGGGUAUCAGAGGACUAUAAAUAUAAGUGACCUCUUCAGAAACCCUUGUACGUCAGCUGAGAAAAAGCAACUUCCUUUCAGCCAGCUGUACAUACAGGGAGAGGGAGAUUAUCAAAAGUGUCGAAGAAACAUCCAGAAUCUCUUUAACAAAACCGGCUGUCCUUACUCCAGUUGCUCCUUCAAUGGUAUAUACCUACCUCCAUUACAGGGGGAUUUUGGGGCUUUUUCUGCUUUCUACUUUGUGAUGAACUUUUUGAACCUGACAAGUGAAAAAAGCCCUGUUGCUCUGGACAAAGUGGCCAGUGCUGUUCAGAGCUUCUGUGCCCGGCCUUGGCAGGAGGUGAAGACAGCGUAUCAUCAAAUAAAAGAAAAGUAUCUGAGUGAAUACUGCUUCUCUGGGACCUACAUUCUUUCCCUCCUGCAAAAUGGCUAUGAAUUCACUGAAGAGAACUGGCAAAGAAUCCACUUCCUCGGGAAGAUUGGCAGCAGCGAUGCGGGCUGGACCCUGGGCUACAUGCUGAACCUGACCAACAUGAUCCCUGCAGAGGAGCCUGCCGGGCCCCCUCUUUCCCACAGCAGCUACGUGGGGCUGAUGGUGCUCUGUUCUGUAGUGCUGGUGUCCGUGCUUCUACUUGCCUGGCUGCUCUUCCACAAGCCCAAGUGCCUGCAGAAGGGGAUUGUGUAGGAAAUGCCAUGAGGGGGAGAGGGGCCAUGCCAAUCCAGCCAGGCAGGGCUAGGAGCUCCCCUGCAGAGUUGGCUUUGGACUGCAGAGCCCCUCUUGCCUCUCACUGAAGCUACUGACUGUGUACAAGGGCAUUGAUUUCUUCUGACUCUCACUUGCACUGACAGAUGUUGGGACACCAGGCUCACCACCAUGCUCUACCGAGGACAGACAAGAUGGUGUCCCCUUCUUGAAUGGGUCGUACUUUCAUUCACUGAAACUUUGCUGCUUGUUGUUUUUUGCCUUGCUCACAGCAGUAUAAAGAUAAGAGCGGCAGCAAUCUUUGGGAGCCGGUGCUCCUGCAAGUGUAAUCUCAGGGUCACACAUGCCGCUGAGCUCCUGGAAGUGAUCGCACGUCGGGUGAUCCUGCUCCUCCUCCACUGAAGCAGUUCCCUAGAGCCCUUCUAGGACAGAAACAGUGCCAGUGUACCUCCAGCUUGCCUCCCCGUGCCCUUAGCCCUUGCAGCUCCACCAGCUGGGUACAGGCACCGGCCCCCAGCUGACCCCCUGGAGGGUAGCUACACUCCCCAGUGCUGCUCUGGCACAAGAAGGUUGGAGAAAUCGAGUGUGCUGGUGGUCACCAGUCCUCAGCUGGGCUUGGGCAGGUGUCUGCUCCUUUCACAGGUGGCAAGAAGCCUCUUUCCCACGUCUUCCUGAUGCUGUUGCUGGACCAAAGCAGGCUCGCUGUUAUACUGAGCCGUUUCCAUGCCCCUAGGACAAUUGUAUACAUUAAGACAUGAGUUCAUAGUCAGGCAUUUCUGAUUUUUGUGGGAGCAGCUCAUACUGGCCAAGGUUCUUGACCAGUAGCUAGCACAUGUGCCUGCAGGGACUCUGGUCCCAUCAACAUGCCUAUAGGUACAUACCCCUGAAAGCAAUCCUGUCUUAGUGUCAUACAUCAGCCUCUGAUCUAGGAAAUCUGUUUAUUAGGUCAUGUUCCUUUUAAAAAAACAGCUGUCAGCAGUUAACCAGCACAAGUGCUCACAGAUCAAUUCACUCUGCAUCAGCAAAAUGAGUGAAAAUUUCCUUUUCUUUCCUCUUAGCUUAGACUUAACAUCUCAAGACCGUAAGACCUAGGGGCAAUAAGUCCAUGUACUGCAGCCCAUCUUCUAGCACUCAGGUAGGGGGAUGCCACUGAUCAGGUUUAUGCACUACUUCCAUUUUUCCAUUCUCUGGUCCAACACAAAAAAGGUAAGUUGGAAAUCUAUUUUUAUGAUGCUCAGAAGCCACUGGUGCCUGUUUACUUCCCAAGAAAUCUCCUCUCCUCCUAAUAACCUGUAUGUGCUAGAGGCCCAAAGAAAGCAGGUGUGAUGGGAAAAAGGAAUGGCAAACAAACACCUUCACCUGUUUCUCCAAGCAAAUCUGCAGAAGGCUCGGGGGAGAACAUGCCAUCAAGAUAAACCUUUCUCCUUUCGGUAAGCACAAUCAGAGCUCAGGGCUUUCAUGUUCACCCAGGUCGUUCCUCUGUGCAGUGCAGGCCAGAGCGUGUCCCUCAGCCACUUCUGCUUCACGCCUAGAAGCAGGAGCUUUAACUUGUUGAAGGACUUGAAAGCAAGAGAAAAAUCUACCCUAUCUUAUGGUAAGAUGUAUGGGCAGUUCACUGUUCUUCCAGAAACCUGUCUUAUUUCUGCUCUGAGUUAGUUGGCUUCAGCUAUUUUUGGAUCUUGUCCUGCCCGUUUCAAAAAGACUAAGCAACUCUUUGCUAUGAAAAUCCCUUUUUUUUUCUUGUUGAUGCUUGCAAGUCAUCAUCGUAUCAUAUUAAAUAGAUUGACCUUCAGUCUAUAAAGUGCUUUGUCCUGACCUCACUUGUAGCUCUUGAUUCAACUUUUUUUGAAAUUUUUGAUAUCUUUUUGAAGCUUGGAUACCAAAGUUUGUGGCAGUAGACUCUAUAAUAGUGUAUAUAAAGGUAAUGAUAUAUGUCCUCUGUCCCCUCGUCACAUAGCUCAGAGUCAUAUCUGCUAUCUUAAGAGAAUGUUUCAUUUGGGGCUAUUUUGUUCAGUUCAACUAUUGCAACUGAGCCUUUUUCCCCUGCCAUAGCAUUCCAGAACAGUCACUAUCUUGCAGUAUGCAUUAUUGUCUUUUAACCUGACAUGUUUUGCCUUCCACGUUGCUGUCUUGAAAUGCAUGCUAUUCAAAGAAUAUCGCCCUGAGCAAGUGAUCCAGAUCAACCCACAAAUGGUCUUUCCCCAUACUGUUUAUCCAUUUACCAGUUUUUGUUUUAUCUGCAAAUUGCAAAUACAUUGAGACCUUGGGAUUCAUCUGGAACUGGAGUCUUCCUUCUGUUGUUUUGAGGAAAGAUGAGAUGAGAGAUUAAUGGUAUUUUUUGGCUAUUGCUCAAAGGGAUGUAUAAAGCAAGUGUGAUCAGAGCCGCUUCAGCUCCCCAGCAAGCCUUUCUGAGAUGCUGAGCUCCAGCCCUCCUUGCAACCCAUUCUCUGUCCUGUGCCGCCUUCCUUAUUUAAGGAGCCUCCAUAAGCAGAGCGUGUACCCUGGAAAAGUUCCCCUUCCAGUGAACGGGUCCUUCUCAUCACCUUAACAAUAUGAGAAAACUGCGGAGUGGUAAUUCCUCUGCUGAGACCUCAUCUGGGAGCAGGCAGCUGCCAGUGCUAGCUAGUUUUGUCUGUGAUGCUGGAACUGGCAGGUCCAUCAGGAAAUUUCUGAAAUUGAUGCAGAAACUCCACGUGGAAACUGGUGUGGAGAGAAAGCCUGUGCCUGUCUGCUCUCUUCAUCCCAGAAAGGGUUUAUGCCAAAGGAAAAAAAGGUCAAAUACAGAAUCUGAAAGAACAGCUUUACCAGUAUUUUGUAUUUUUACUACAAGAACCAUAGUAUUAAAUUGGUAACCCUAGAUUCUGGAGUCAGGUGAUCAGGUGAUUUUUUCCCUCCCACUUUCCCUCUCUGUCCUGUUCCCAAACAAACAAACAAACAAAAAACCCAAACCUGCACCUUGUAAAUGUGACUUAAGUGCAGCCCAAUGGCCCCAAACUGCAAUAAAUGCAAAGAAUAUAAAUUACUAUUUUUUUGAAAACUUCAUUGUUUCAGGCAAAAGUUGAGACAAUCUUUCAUAAGAAGAUACCAGAGCUGUUUUUUAAAACUCAUUUGAAAUGAUUAAGGCUCCAGGACUGGGUGACUGAAGGCAUCCUGCCAUAGUGAGAUCCUUUUGUAUCACUGGCUGUACUUGAGCCUUCCCAGUAAAGGGGAUGAUUUUUUUUUUCCCCCCCCCUGCAACCUUCUCUGUGAUUGUAGGACUUGCAGUAUCUGGGCCAAAAAGUCCAAGUGUCCAGUUUAGUAAAGUCACUUCUCUGCUUCUGUGCUGCAUUUGACUCAGAUGUUGACUUGACUCAAAGCUAUCCAGACCCUAAAAGAUAGGGAGUUGAUUUUCCCAGGUAUGUCAGAAAAGAGUAAGACAGCAUCGAUUCUCUUGUUAAUGCAGUUGAUCUGCCUCACUGGUAACUAUUUGUGCCUUAUUUCUCAUUUAAUAGCUUCUGGCUUUAAUUUCCAGUCACUGGCUCUGGUUCAGUUUUGCUCUUGUAGGUUAAGAAGUCCUUUAACACCAUGUGUUCUCAUCUUGCAAAUAUUAAUACGUCAGCUGAGUCCUCUAGGGUGUCCAGAAUCUAGACCACUUGGACUUCCCUGGUCUCUCCCAUCUGUGCGUCUCACAGCAGGAGGCCCUGCGAGAGCCUGCAGAGACUUGAGAUGAGUUUCCUGGUGGGGAUGAGGCCCUGAUGUCUCUGGCUUCUGGCUCGGAUGACUUUUGGGGAAGGUUCCUGAGGUGGGGCUUGACAGCUUUGCAGGAGCAGCCUGAGGUUGGGCCUGGUGACUUGCAUAUGCUCACUCCCUUCUCCCUUUCACUCAGGGGUGAGAGCUGAGAUUUUGGGGGAGAAGAAGAGAAAGCCUGAGUGCCUCCAGCUGUCCCACACCUUUUGUAGAUAGCAGCCCAUGCCCACAAGAAGAUCUAUGAACCCUUCUCCCCACUCAGCCAGCCUUUCUGCUUUUUCUGGCCCCAUUGCAGAGCACAGUAAAACCACCUGGAUCACUGCAGUCCGCUCUUGGGAGCAGAGUGUGUGGAAGUGGGACCAUUACCACUGCGGUGAGAUGCUUUUUGGGUAGCAGGUGCUGGCUGGGGCUCCCCAGCCUUUCACUGGACCUAUGCCCCUUCUCGUCUGCUCCGGCCCUUUGUGUAGGGGGACACAUCAGCUCUGCAGGCUGCUCACCGUGUACCAGGGCUGAAGAGCUUGUUCUGGGACGCUGGGGCUGCUGGCGGUGCCAGCGCUACAGGCCAAAGGGAAGCACACUGAGGACAGCCGUCCAAGCCUCCUGUCACUUGGGCCGUGUGCUUUCUCUUGGCAGCUCAGCCCUGAUGAAACAGAUCUUUCUUUGUUUUGAUGCGCACAUAAAUUUCUGUAUCCUUAUCACAAUAAAGACUUCUGAACUGAU